AUGAGUAGGCCUACGUUCAGUAGCUUUUUGAAAGCGACCACGCUGAGAUUGCUCCGCGAGCGGCCGCUUCUGUGUGCAGCUGGCCUGGUGAUCGGGACGGGUUCGGCAGUCUACUUUUAUAACAAAUAUUACGGCGUCGGUGAGGAUGAACCGGUCACCUUGGAGAUCGUGGACCGUGUUGUCACGGUUGAAGAGGAUCAUGAUCCCACCCUGGACCAGGAGGACCCAGUCCUUGUUCAGUAUGUGGAUGAGGAGGUUCAGCAGCAGCCCGGUCUGACUUUAAUCUCUUGGUCUGGACCUCAGUGGGUUUCAAGCGCCCCUGUCAAACUGCAGCCAACAUAUUACCUUACCCAUGCUGGGAACACGCUGGUGAGAGAGCUGUCAGUAUUAAAUACACAGAUUUUCAUGAUGGAGCAGCCGAUUUUCAUCUGUUUCACUCCUGUAGGGAGGAUGGUGUGGGAGGAACUGACUUCUCAAACUGAACAGCCAAAUAGUGAAGACUCUGGUUUUCCCUUUGAGAAGAUGCAGCUGGUUGGGAACUGGGGUUCGUUUCAUUUCCAUACCUGGAUAAUCCGUUAUGGACGAGUGCAGCAAAACGAAGAGGACAUGCAUCACCUGUGCAUUGUGAGGGGAGUGGAGAAACAACUGUGGUGGAGCAGAGUCAUUCAGGAAAAAAUCCUGGACCCAUGGGGUAAUGUCCAGGUGGUCCUCACCAACAAGGAGGUGACUGGUAUUAAGUUCCUUGGUAGAAGGAUCCAUGGACUCAGGUCUUGCCUCGUCAAGAGGAGGUCAGAGUUCACCUAUUAUGAGGACGCCCAGCAGGUGGAUAUCUCCACCACAGUGGAGGGGUUCCAGGAGAGGGGGGAUGACAUGAUGACCUAUCAGUUCUCUACCUCUGACAUUAUCACCACCCCUCAUGAGCCGUCCUCUGGCUCCUCUCAGCAGUUCCCCCAGGAUUCUCCACCUCCCCUCCGCCUCCCCCGUUCCCUUCCCUCCACCUUACCACUUCACCCAGGACCAGACCCCUGA
Molecule: messenger RNA, 1029 nt
Organism: Oncorhynchus tshawytscha (Chinook salmon)
Lineage: Eukaryota; Metazoa; Chordata; Actinopteri; Salmoniformes; Salmonidae
Exons: 10
Coding region: 1-1029 (342 amino acids)
Source: RefSeq, a predicted model, not a curated record